Molecule: messenger RNA, 3451 nt
Organism: Chiloscyllium plagiosum (whitespotted bambooshark)
Lineage: Eukaryota; Metazoa; Chordata; Chondrichthyes; Orectolobiformes; Hemiscylliidae
Gene: rab4b
Product: RAB4B, member RAS oncogene family
Biological process (GO): Rab protein signal transduction
Molecular function (GO): GTPase activity; GTP binding
Source: RefSeq, a predicted model, not a curated record
UGGGCCGGUGACGUGAUGACGCAACACGUUGAGGUAGGAGGGCGGGGGGGAAGGAGAGGACGCCGCCGCCAUAUUGAGAGCGAGCUCGGGACGCACCGGCUCCUGCCCCCCCCUCCCCAAAGCAACAUGUCUGAGACUUACGAUUUCCUAUUCAAGUUUCUGGUAAUCGGCAGUGCGGGAACAGGGAAGUCAUGUCUCCUCCAUCAGUUUAUUGAAAACAAAUUCAAACAGGAUUCAAACCAUACGAUUGGUGUGGAGUUUGGUUCAAAGGUAGUUAAUGUAGGGGGCAAGACAGUUAAACUACAGAUCUGGGACACAGCAGGACAGGAACGUUUCAGAUCGGUAACACGGAGUUAUUACAGGGGAGCUGCAGGUGCACUUUUGGUUUACGACAUUACAAGCCGGGAGACCUACAACGCACUCACAAACUGGCUGACAGACGCCCGGACGCUUGCCAGUCCCAAUAUCGUGAUCAUUCUCUGUGGGAACAAGAAGGACUUGGAUGCAGAUCGAGAGGUCACGUUCUUGGAGGCGUCUCGCUUUGCACAAGAAAAUGAGCUGAUGUUUCUGGAAACCAGUGCGCUGACUGGAGAAAACGUGGAAGAAGCAUUUCUGAAGUGUGCUCGGACCAUUUUAAAUAAAAUCGAAUCAGGUGAGCUUGACCCUGAGCGCAUGGGCUCAGGAAUCCAAUAUGGUGAUGCCUCGUUACGUCAACUGCGGCAGCCUAGAGGUAUGCAGACACAAAACAAACAACAGUGCAACUGCUAGGCACAGUGGCAGGGACCUGAUGCUGCAGAGCUCACAAGAAAGGAGUGCUACAACUCAAUCAGUUUGAUGGAAACUUUAGAACCAGAGGAUGAAGCACUGGCCUUGGCUUAUUUUUCUGGGGGUUGGUGCCUUGCCUUGAGGUCUAAUGAUCCAGAGCUCCUACCUGUACAAUAUAAUGUGUGUCAUCUGCCUGUUUAGUGAGCUAUCCUUACAAUUCCAAUGUUUUAUAUAACUGUAUUCCUUUCAGUUGACCUUCCUAGCCACGUAACUACACAGGGUGCAAAGAGGAACGUAUAAUUUCUGCUUUAUAAAACAAAGUUGAAAGUGCACAUGAGAUGAUGUGAAACAGUUGAUCUCUCUUGUUGGGCUUUUUGUUUGUGAAGUGAUAGUCAAUUCAUAGCAUAUUGGCCGACUCUGUGCAAUAGACUGUAUUCAUCACUGCCACUGAGUAUGUUGAUUAUUCAAAAGUGGCUUUUGUAUAUAGAAUCCAUAAUUUCCCAUAUAACAUAACCAUAAUGCUACUGGCUCAAUGUAACUUUUAAUUUAACUUUCUUAACCAGGUACAUGUUCAUUUGGUCCCAGUCUGUGUCCAGUGUUGGUCAACACAUCCUUUUUGCACUGGAUGACUGGUCCGUUUGCUCUUAUUUCAAUCACCAAAGCCUGUUCUGGUUUGUGUUUUAGUUAUCUGCCUCCUAAUCUACAAUACUCCUUCCCUCACCUCAAGCUAUCUUGAUUGUCUCCUGACAUCCCACUUGACUUAUAUGUAGGAGUAACAGUGCAUUUUCUCUGGAGAGUUUUGCAGCCGGUCUCUCGGUAUUCCCUUUACUUCUGCCUCACUCCAUUACCCUCUCCGUGCCUCGUGAGGGAGCUUAGGAGAAUACAGAGCCGGAGAUACUCCACUCUUCCCCUCAACCCUGCUUCACAAUGCCGUUAGAUUGUAGCUAGCCCAUACUGUAGAUCUAUUUAGUUGCCUUUGCUCCACAUCCCUCCAAACUUCUACGCAACAAAAAUCUGAUAGUCACUCUUUGGUUUUGAUUGACCCAGCAUCCACAGCCUUGGGAGGAUAGUGUUCCAGAUUCCCACCUUUUUUUGUGGGAUGGGGAAAAAGAGUGUUUCCGACUUGGAGGCAGGUAUUCGUGGAGAGGGUUGCAGUUUGAGCAGAGAACUCAGGUGAGGGGAGUGCCCAUCUUCACCCCCCUCCUGUGUUGUAUUGUCUUCCUUUCCUGAUUUGGUUACAAACGGAAGCUAGAAGUUCAGAUCCUGUUGCUGUUCUGGUAUCAGGGUGUUAAACCCUACCACCACUCAUUUCCUGUCUGGGUCAUUGGAGGUGAAUCCCUUUCCAAUGCCGCCUCAUUCCCCCUCAUAAAAUGCCAGCUGGUCAAAUGCUUUGGUAACCCAGUCUAAAUAUUUAAUGCAUUUAAAAGGAAGUCACCUUGAUACCCUACAGCUAAUGCAAUGUUUGUAACUCCUUUUACUGUGUUGUUAAACCUUGGAGCGUUAACCAAAUGCUCUUCGCCACGAAAGCAACUGACUGAGUAAAUCUUGACUCAUCAAGUUGUUGAGCCCAAAGCUGAUAGGAAGAUUCUGUCCACUGGGACCAGAGCAGCUUCAGGCUGUGCAAAGUGGCAGAUUUGGGUCCAGCUUUUGCUUUGAGAGCUGUUGCAUCACCUAUCAUACAUCUCUCUCUAUCUGUCUGUCCCUCCCCACCCAUCCAUCCCAACCGGGCCAAGAAUUGACAUUGCUGUAAGUUCCUUUCAGACUUCAACGUGAGCCUGAUUGUUCCUUGAAUAAUAAUCCUGCUUGCGGAUUGAGUAACAGGCUCGUGUUUCAAAGGAAGUUUUGUAAUGGUUGUUACUUUGAUGCAAUGGUCAUGUUGCAUUAGCCCUCGAUGUAUCAAUCCAAAUAGUCUCCCAAAUACCCCCGCCCUGGAAAAAACACCCUCCAUCAUUGAGAUUUCAUUUAUCAGGCAAUUUCUCUCAAGACUCUACCACAAUAACAGCAUGGCCUGCAUGGGUUCUGAGACAGCAGUGAACAGUAGGUUGGAGCUGUAAAUACAUUUGCACUCCCAAUUAGUAGAUUCAUGAACUAUUAAUCAGGCAGAACCAAGGACCUAUCAACUCUUGUCUGAACAGUUAGUCUGUACUGUGAGCUGGAGUUCCUGCACCUGAUCACUAUGCGCUGUGUCCUCAGUUUGCAAACAGCAGGAUUGAACUUGACUGUGGUAGUAAUUCCCUCCGCCUCAAUCCAAGGUCAUCUUUGAGAUUGGGGAUAUAUGUACUGACUACAUUUUGCCUGUAUUGUUUGCACAUUCACUGAUUGUUUUGUAAAUGUCCUUCCCGUUCUUUCCAAGGUCACCUUUAACUUAAUGUCCUCAUUUGUUUCUGACCCUUGGUCAUAGAGCAGUUAUAUUCCUUCCCAGGUAGGGAACAUCAACAAUUGAACUAUUGUGUGAUGCUUCUUGAUUACGGUCUUGCCCUAUCAUUUAUCUGUCCCUAAUGCUUUCCCCAGUAGAGCAAUACAUCAAGUGCUGGACCUUGGUCAGGAUACCAAGUUUGAGCUAAUGUGAGUUGAAAUUCGAGAGGUUUGUCAAUAAGUAUGCCAAAGUUCUACAGAACUGUGCUGCUCCCCGAUGUGUAGUGUCCUGUAUGACUUUAUUCCAUACAGUACUGUUUUACAACUUUAC